CGUUGUCCCAGUAGAAGAAGUUGAAGUUAGCCCAGCAUUGGUUGUUGAAGAAAAUAAAGUUGUGCCAGCUCUGGUUGUUGAAGAAGAAGCCAAUGUUGACCCAAUAGAAGAAGCUAAAGUUAUCCCAACAUUGGUUGUUGGAGAAAAUAAAGUAGACACAACAGCUGCUCUUGAAGAAGACUCUAAAACUGCACCAACCCCUGCCGUUGAAGAAGAAUCUAAAGUUGACCCAGAAAUUAUAGGAGAAACUUCAAGUUCCUCAACUUUGGGUCUUGAGGAAGAGGCUGAUGUUGACCCAACUCCAGUCUUUGGAGUUGUCAUUGAUGAAGAAUCCACAGUAACCCCAAACAUUACUUUUGAAGAAAAGGCUAAAGUUGACUCAACUCUGGUUCUUGAAGAAGAAGUUAGUUUUACACCAAGUGUUAAAGAACAAGUUCAAGUUGACCCCACUUUGAUUUAUGAGGAAAGUAAAUUUACCCAAAUCCCUCUCCAGGAGAAAGAAGUCAAUGUCCUAAAGUUUGAAAAUUCAGAGGAAAUUACUAAUCUCUCUGGUGCCCCUGAAGAAGAAUCCAAAGUAACCCCAACCUUUGUGACUGAUGAACUUAAAGUUACUCCAAUCCUUGAUUUCGAAGAGGAAACUGAUGUUGCACCAACCCUCGAGGACUUUACAAUCUUUUCUGUGAAUACUCAAACAUCUAAGUGGAGUCUGUUGACUACCACAACUGGACCUCAGGAGCAUCUGAAUAGUGUAAAGAUUAGUCAGAAACCCCCCUUCAUGCCAGUGUCCAAGCCCUCAAUGAAUACCAAGUCCAUGUCUUCUGCCCCUACCAUUUCUACCCCAACAUAUGUACCCCAGCGCACCUGGAGCCCAAGAACCACAAGACCUCACACUUUCCGUAAGACGACAGAAACCCAGAAGGUGAACCAUUUCAUACCGCCAUUGGAUCACGGUGUGGUUGAUCUUGACAUUAGCCUCACCCAGCCACCCACCCUGCAUAACUUGCCCAAAGAGAGGGCAGCUGUAGGUGGUACAGGGGCAUUUUCAGAUGCCUGUUUGGACGACCCCUGUCUCAAUGGAGGGACCUGCACUGAGCGGGACGGACACAUUAAAUGUCUCUGUUUGCCGACAUAUGGAGGAAGGUUCUGUCAGAGCGACUUGGAGCGAUGUGAGCCGGGCUGGGAUAAAUUUCACGGUUUCUGCUAUCGACACUUCAGCCAGCGCCAGAGCUGGGAGGUGGCAGAGAGGCACUGCCGCACGCAAGGAGCUCAUCUGGUGUCCGUCAUGACCCCAGAGGAGCAGGACUACAUCAACAGUAACUAUAAGGAGUACCAGUGGACUGGUCUGAACGAUAAGACAGUUGAGGACGAUUUUCGUUGGUCUGACGGAAACCCACUGCUGUAUGAGAACUGGUACCGAGGGCAGCCUGACAGCUACUUCCUGUCUGGAGAAGACUGCGUGGUGAUGGUGUGGCACGAUAACGGCCGCUGGAGUGACGUACCCUGCAACUACCACCUGGCAUACACCUGCAAGAAAGGCACCUCCUCAUGUGGGCCGCCACCAAAAGUCCGGAAUGCGUCCAUAUUUGGAAAAACGCGAGUGAGAUAUGAGACCAAUGCAGUUGUGCGGUAUCGCUGCUCAGAGGGCUUCCAGCAGAGACUGAACCCUGUGGUCAGGUGUCUGUCCGGAGGCCGAUGGGAGAGACCUCAAAUCCUCUGCAUCCCUGAAGGUGGAGAAAUUAUGCAGCACCUCGGCAUGUUGUCGCAAACCGACAGCAACUUUUCAGCAGCUGAAACUGAAUUUGAAGCCACUAAAGAGACACCACAGUACUGGGACAUCAAGUUUUAACACCUUAAAAAUACAGUUUGGUUAUGGUACCAUGACAAGAUGUAAAUUAUCUUGAAUAAUAAACCACAAAAACAUGAUGGAAAAUUAUUCAAAAUUUGCUUCAGAUAAGAAUGUGCAUCCAUGAUUAUGGAUAUUGUAAACUCACCAUGUGGCAUUUAAUUACCUCCAAAUUAGGCCAUGAUCUUUAAAUAUUUCCUAAUAAUUGUUCUUGUUGUGGUUUUUGGUAUGAUUAGGGUCUUUUCACACAAUGGUGCUAAGCUUUUAAGACACUUUUGCAGAGUUAGAUUUUUAUUGUGUCACAUUCCUACUUUAUCAACGAUCCUGACACCUCUAAGUGAGUCAUCAGAUACCAAGAAAUGUUGUAUAUGUUGGUUUUCACAGCUGAAAUUACCUUCCACAUUUUUUUUUCCAACAGGAAACUUUAAGAUCAAACAGACACAGUUUUGUUCGGUGGCUUUAUGUUGUAAUAAAGUUUUGUAGAACAGAGCCAAGAAUAAAUCAGUCUAUUUUACUCUCA
Poecilia reticulata (guppy) is the source of this 2363-nucleotide messenger RNA. The record is from RefSeq and is a predicted model, not a curated record. NCBI's taxonomy places the organism in Eukaryota, Metazoa, Chordata, Actinopteri, Cyprinodontiformes, Poeciliidae.